AAGCUUUCGUCCGUCGGCGAAUGCCCUGACCCCGUCAGCCGAACCGUGCGAGCCAAUCAGCGCAAGCAAUUCCUCUUACAUUCAAUGUCGAGAAAGUCUGGCUUCAUAUCAUCAUCCAACAGCACGACAUCCCCACCACCGCACGACCUCCACGCCGCUCGCAAUCAUGUCGGUCCCGUCGCUCGCCCCCUAUAUCAUGAAGCGGCCAUGGCUGCACAAGUGGAUGAAGCCAUUGAGCCAGUGGUACUUUGACAACGCCGGAUACAGGAAGCUGGGUUUGAGGGCCGAUGAUCUGAUCCCAGAGGAGAGCCCAGAGGCACAGCUUGCGCUCAAGCGUCUCUCACCUAAGGAGGCAUACGACCGUGUCUUCCGCAUGCGAAGAGCAUUCCAGUGCUCGCUCGCGCAUCAACUUCUCCCUAAGGAGGAAUGGACCAAGCCAGAAGAUGAUUACCCAUACCUAUCACCAAUCUUGAAGCAGAUUGAGAUGGAGACCACGGAGCGCGAGGACCUCGAGAACCUGCAGAUUACCAAGCCUAAGGCCAAGUAGAGAAUCUGUAUACUGGUGGCAGAAGUAACACGAGGUACGGAGCAAGACAACAUGUGUAUAUAUUGCAGCGCGCAGAAGUUCACAGCCUCGCUUUUGCUCAGGCUGGCAUAGAGCAGAGGAAUGAUUGUAUCAACACUACAACGAACCGUCUCACGUCAGCAGC
This is a messenger RNA of Cercospora beticola, 710 nucleotides long. RefSeq names its product ubiquinol--cytochrome-c reductase subunit 7 (gene QCR7). Gene Ontology annotation, biological process: mitochondrial electron transport, ubiquinol to cytochrome c. The record is from RefSeq and is a predicted model, not a curated record. Lineage: Eukaryota; Fungi; Ascomycota; Dothideomycetes; Mycosphaerellales; Mycosphaerellaceae.